CUCAUCUCUUACAUUUAAAAUUCAAAAACAGACAUGAUAUCAACGUGGGAUUCCCUAUUAAUGUAUGAAAAACAGACAUGAUAUCAACGUGGGAUUGUUAUCUCCUCCACAGAUCAAAAGGUGGAUAUCACAGGUACCAGAGAGUCAACUGAAGCUGCUGCAAUGGAUUAUGACAGAGCAAAAGAGCUGAAGGCUUUCGAUGAUACAAACGCCGGAGUCAAAGGACUAGUAGAAGCCGGAACCAUGAAUAUCCCUAGAAUAUUCAUUCGACCACCUGAUGAGCUUGCUCAGGAUUUGAAUUGCUUGACCAUCCCUCUUCAAGUUCCAGUUAUAGAUCUAAGUGGCAUGGAAAAAGAUGAUCAUCGACGCAAAGGUAUUGUGGAUGAAAUUCGGACUGCAUCGGAGAAGUGGGGCUUUUUUCAAGUGGUUAAUCACAGGAUACCCUUGAGUGUGCUGGAUGAAAUGAUGAAUGGCGUUCGGGCUUUUCAUGAACAACCUUCUGAGGUGAAGCAAGAAUUUUAUUCGCGUGAUGCAAUGAAAAAAGUGAGGUUGGUAAGCAAUUCUGAUCUGUAUCUUUCAAGAUCUGCUAAUUGGAGGGACACCAUGAACAUUUCUCUACUGCUUUCUGAUCUUCUUCACCCUGAUGAACUGCCUUUGGCUUGCAGAGAUUCGACGAUUAAGUACAUCAAGGGUGUUUCAGAGUUGGGAGAUACCAUCUUCGAGUUAUUAUCAGAGGCUCUCGGCCUCAAACCUAACCAUCUAAAAGACAUGGAAUGUUCUAAAGGGCGUGGUUUUUCUUGCCACUACUAUCCAGCAUGCCCAGAGCCAGACCUAACUCUGGGAAUUAGCAAGCACACUGAUCCUACAUUCCUCACCAUUCUGCUCCAAGACCAAAUUGGAGGGCUCCAAGUCUUGCAUGAUAACCAUUGGGUGGAUGUUCAACCCAUUGUUGGAAGUUUGAUAGUUAACAUCGGGGACACUCUCCAGAUUAUAUCAAACGACAAAUUUAAAAGUGUGGAGCACAGAGUGCUGGCCAACCGCGUGGGACCAAGAAUUUCCGUGGCAUGUUUUUUCACAGCCUUUACUACUUCCUCAAAGUUGUAUGGACCAAUUGAAGAGAUGAUAUCAGAAGAAAGUCCCCCAGUCUAUAGAGAAUUUCUAGUAACUGAAUAUACUAGCAAUUUUUUCUCCAAGGCAAUUGGUACGUCUGGCCUUGAUCAUUUUAAGCUAUGAAGCUGCCAAUACCGCAGGACUGAAUUCCCACAAGUCAUACACUACUAGAUAAAUAAAACUUGUGGAGCACUUCAAUGUGUGUGUUGGUGUGUGUAUUGGUUUCCCACAAACUAUUGCAGAUUCUGUUGUUUAUAGAACAGCUAAAAUAUCAAGUAUUCUUAAAUAAUACCAGUUAUAGUAAGGAUUUUAUAAUUUGAGACUUUAUUUGUUUA
Molecule: messenger RNA, 1445 nt
Organism: Cornus florida
Lineage: Eukaryota; Viridiplantae; Streptophyta; Magnoliopsida; Cornales; Cornaceae
Product: 1-aminocyclopropane-1-carboxylate oxidase homolog 1-like
Exons: 3
Coding region: 163-1233 (356 amino acids)
Source: RefSeq, a predicted model, not a curated record